AUGGAUGACAUGUCUGCAGCAACCCCCGACCCUGGGCCACACAGCAACCCCCGACCCUGGGCCACACAACAACCCCCGACCCUGGGCCACACAGCAACCCCCGACGCUGGGCCAAACAGCAACCCCCGACCCUGGGCCACACAGCAACCCCCGACGCUGGGCCAAACAGCAACCCCCGACCCUGGGCCACACAGCAACCCUCGACCCUGGGCCAAACAGCAACCCCCGACCCUGGGCCACACAGCAACCCCCGACGCUGGGCCAAACAGCAACCCCCGACCCUGGGCCACACAGCAACCCCGACCCUGGGCCAAACAACAACCCCGACCCUGGGCCACAAACAACCCCGACCCUGGGCCACACAACAACCCCGACCCUGGGCCACACAACAACCCCCGACGCUGGGCCAAACAACAACCCCGACCCUGGGCCACACAACAACCCCGACCCUGGGCCAAACAGCAACCCCCGACCCUGGGCCAAACAGCAACCCACGACGCUGGGCCACACAACAACCCCGACCCUGGGCCACACAACAACCCCCGACCCUGGGCCACACAACAACCCCCGACCCUGGGCCACACAACAACCCCCGACCCUGGGCCACACAACAACCCCCGACCCUGGGCCACACAACAACCCCCGACCCUGGGCCACACAGCAACCCCGACCCUGGGCCACACAACAACCCCCGACCCUGGACCACACAACAACCCCCUACCCUGGGCCAAACAGCAACCCCGACCCUGGGCCACACAGCAACCCCGAACCCCCACACCCCCCGACCCUGGGCCACACAGCAACCCCCGACCCUGGGCCACACAGCAACCCCGACCCUGGGCCACACAGCAACCCCCGACCCUGGGCCAACAGCAACCCCCGACCCUGGGCCACACAGCAACCCCGACCCUGGGCCACACAACAACCCCCGACCCUGGGCCACACAGCAACCCCCGACCCUGGGCCACACAGCAACCCCCGACCCUGGGCCACACAGCAACCCCCGACCCUGGGCCACACAACAACCCCCGACCCUGGGCCACACAACAACCCCCGACCCUGGGCCACACAGCAACCCCCGACCCUGGGCCACACAGCAACCCCGACCCUGGGCCACACAACAACCCCCGACCCUGGGCCACACAACAACCCCCGACCCUGGGCCACACAGCAACCCCCGACCCUGGGCCACACAGCAACCCCCGACCCUGGGCCACACAGCAACCCCCGACCCUGGGCCAAACAGCAACACCCGACCCCCCUGGGCCACACAGCAACCCCCGACCCUGGGCAACACAGCAACCCCCCGACCCUGGGCCACACAGCAACCCCCCCCCUGGGCCACACAGCAACCCCCGACCCUGGGCCACACAGCAACCCCGACCCUGGGCCACACAGCAACCCCGACCCUGGGCCACACAACAACCCCCCGACCCUGGGCCACACAACAACCCCCCGACCCUGGGCCACACAGCAACCCCCCCGACCCUGGGCCACACAGCAACCCCCGACCCCCCGACGCCUGGGCCACACAACAACCCCCCGACCCUGGGCCACACAGCAACCCCGACCCUGGGCCACACAACAACCCCGACCCUGGGCCACACAGCAACCCCCGACCCUGGGCCACACAGCAACCCCGACGCUGGGCCACACAACAACCCCCGACCCUGGGCCACACAACAACCCCGACGCUGGGCCACACAACAACCCCGACCCUGGGCCACACAACAACCCCCGACCCUGGACCACACAACAACCCCGACCCUGGGCCACACAGCAACCCCCGACCCUGGGCCACACAACAACCCCCGACCCUGGGCCACACAACAACCCCCGACCCUGGGCCACACAGCAACCCCCGACGCUGGGCCACACAGCAACCCCCGACCCCCCUGGACCACACAGCAACCCCCGACCCCCCUGGACCACACAGCAACCCCCGACCCCCCUGGGCCAAACAGCAUCCUGGAUGCCUUCAGAAAGCAGCCUCUUAAUGGCAUCCCUUUCAGAUUUGGAUCUCGCGUCAGACCCAGCUUCUGGACGUUGCAUGCGUUGCCGAGCAUCGAAAGCCAGUCCCCCUUUCAUAGGCCUCUCAUGUCACAGAGAUUGUGA
This is a messenger RNA of Oncorhynchus masou masou (cherry salmon), 2115 nucleotides long. RefSeq lists its product as uncharacterized. The coding region runs from base 1 to 2115 and encodes 704 amino acids. Lineage: Eukaryota; Metazoa; Chordata; Actinopteri; Salmoniformes; Salmonidae. The record is from RefSeq and is a predicted model, not a curated record. The transcript has 2 exons.